ACACUCAAGCGCUAUACGACAAAGAUACAGAGGAAAAGGGGGAAAGACCCAUAAAGAGAGCAAAGGAGAGUCGGAUGCUGAGAUAGAAAAAUUGAUGAGCAACUCGGAUCUGGAAGAAGGAUCAAAGACAUCUUCAAAACACCAAUUUAUCAGUUUCUUCAGAUGACACGUGGACAAUGAAAGCUUUAAAGCCGCCUGGAUGAAAGAAGUUAAGUUACUCUAACCCAGCAAGCGUGUUGCGUGACUUAAUCUACACAACAUUUAAGGAUUUUUUUGUAUGGUCUGGUCUGCAACACUGAUACAAACAACUGAGUCUUAACCUUAUCUUCUGGCUAAAGAAAACAACAGAUUGCUUGUUUUGUGAGGACUUCUGCACAGCCGAGCUCAUGUGACACACCGUGCGCCUUCUGUUCAACCGAGGGCAAGAUUAUACUAACUGAACUGGACAGGAUGCUGACUUUCUCAAAAAAACAUCUUUCAGCCUCCAGCGUCAAGCUAGCUCUUGAUAUAAAAACCUCUUCUGGCCCCUCCUAAAUGUCACAAGUGCAAAACAACACUGACUGAUAAAAAGAUGUUGUACAGAAGGUUGGGAUCUGCCUUAGGGAUGGGACACAAACAGCAGCUUUUUUUCUCCUUCAGCUCUCAUACCCUCUUCACUUAAGAAUGAAUUGAAAUCUGGGGCAACACUUGGAAUCCAAGCACCGUACAUGUUGAGAGUUGCAGCGAUACAAGGAGAGUUAUGAGGCGAGAUGUAGGAGUAACUGCUUGCAAUGAUUUUUAAUGAUAGGAACACGCAAUCCAGGCGACAACUCUACCUGUGAAACUCUGGCUGCUCUGUUUAACAACCCAGGCAUCUUGACGGCACAAUGCUGUGUGCUCAGGGUGUGGCUGCACCCCUAAUGCUGAGCUCUUUCCUGCUACAGCUGGUCAGGGCCAAUCUCCCUUUUGGAUGUUUGAUUGCAUCCGACAUCCUGAGCUGCACAAACCUCGGCAUUGAGCAUAUUCCAGUAGAGUUGCCUGUGAUGGUGGCGACCUUGGACUUUAACCACAACAACUUGGAACGACUGGAGGAUGGCAGCUUUGCUGGUCUACCCAAUCUGGACACCUUACGGUUGGCUCACAAUCAACUCAGCAGGCUAAGUCCCGGAACCUUCCGGAAUACAAGUAGCAUACGGCAUCUGGACCUUUCCUCCAAUCAGCUGAAUGUUAUCGAGCAGCAUUACUUUCAGGAGUUGGCAGGAAUCAAGGAGUUGCUCCUUUACAACAACCGUAUAGUAAGGGUAGAAAGCAAAGCCCUGAGCGGUUUGACUAAACUACGUAAGGCGUACCUGAGCCAUAACAGGCUGACAGACUUCCCCUUCUUUUCGGUUCAGGAACAUUCCCAUCUUAUAACCUUGGACUUAAGCUCAAACCGUAUGCCCAACCUUCCAGUUGAGGACAUUUCAAGUCUACAGGAAUCAGUACAACAAGGGUUGUUCCUGCACAACAACACUCUUAUUUGUGAGUGCUCCAUGUAUAGUAUGUUUAAACAUUGGGAGCAGAAGGGUUUCACCUCAGUGACAGACUUUCGAGAGGAGCAUACCUGCCUGCUUUACGGUGAGCGGCGUGCUUCGGUGCGCUUUCUGCAACAUGUGCGAUUCUUUGAGAACUGCACUUUAAAACCACUAGUGGAGACGGAGAAUCUAAAGACAGACGUCGGGCAUACGUUGCUUUUAAACUGUACAACAUCAUUAAAGGGAAAGCAUAUCACCUACUUAUGGGUGUCCCCAAAUCAGGAAUACAUUGCUCCCCCUGGUAAUAACAACACACUGCGAAUGUAUGCAAAUGGCACCUUAAAAAUCUUGGGAGCAAAAAAAGAGGACGCUGGGAUGUACUUGUGCAUGGCUAUAAACCAUCAAGAGACACGCAAUGAGACUCGAGAAGUGAAUGUAACCGUGGUGGAACCCCAUCAGGAAGAUGAACAUUUUAACACCGGCUUCACAACCCUGUUGGGCUGCGUGGUCAGCCUGGUUUUGGUUCUUAUGUACCUCUACUUGACACCGUGCCGCUGCUGGUGUCGCAAGCAUCCGACCCCAGCGACUCCAAGCCCUGGAAAUGAAUGCAGCGCCCAAUCAUCUAUCCUGACGCCCACGCCACCCGCCACCACGGAGGGCCCCGGCCGCAAGGUCAGUAACAGCAAGCAUGUGGUCUUUCUGGAACCCAUCAAGGAGACACAAAAUGGGAGGCCGCGGGCAGCACUGGCCCUCGAGCACCCAAAGCUGACAGUAUCGCGGAGCGAUGCUGACUCAGUCACCUCCGUCUUCUCAGACACCACAAUUGUGCCAUAGCAGCUGUUAACUGUUAUCCCGACGACCUGCUCGAUUGAGAGCAUGGUUUCUACGACGCGGCAGUACGCAACUGCGCAGCUACUCAGGACAGAUCAGGGACAGGCUUCGCAAGCCCAAGGCAGACAACCAAACAGAGUAGGAAAGAAAAGCACAUACAAUCAGAAAGUUAUGGAAACAAAAAGGCAAAAAAUGGAUCCAUGAAUAAGCUUUAAGGUUCAACUGAGCCGCAACGGUACAAGAGGAAGGAAUUGGUUUGACAUGCUGAACAGGGUAAAAAGGUUCCCCUUUAACACUGCUUGCGCCUUGAUAGAUUUUUUAGCUACGAAUGCCUUGUCUAGAGCCUAUAUCCUACCAAAUACUACAUAAAUCCUUGUUAUUAAUCUAGAAACAGCAUGAUGGAUAUGAAGGAGAAUGACAAGUGCAUACUGAAUUUCUAGUUGUUUACAGAUAUGACUGACUUCUAGAAUGUCGAUUGCUGAUUUUUUUUAGAUGUAUGUCCUUUGUACACCCGUGUUUCUCAUUAAUGUUUUGUUGGUAGUUGCAAACCAUUUUGGGACCAUACCCGUCUUCUAAGUUCCCAGAUUCCAUGUGUAAGUGUCGAGCCAGUGAAAGUUGUUUUAAAGACACUGACAUUUAGUCGUGCUUUGAACAAAUGACACAGAAUUCAAAUCUCAUCUUUAUUGAGGUUAUAACUUGAAUGGAAUCGAAUCUGUGAAAGUUUUGUUUACAUACUGGAGUACUUUUCCUGUUUCCUCGGCAUUUCAUGUUCUCCUUUGUCCACCCUCCCCUUUCACAAAAUUUCCUUCUUUAUCAGCUUCUUAAUAAAUCCUUCUGCUUCGACCCCAGAGGUAAAUGUCUGCCUACUUAUUGUUAAGUUAUACUGAGGCUUAAGUAAUUGGUCUGUCUGCCAAUGUUUCUGCAUUCCUAUUUUCAAAUACACUGUGCACAAAUAUUCCCAAAUACUCCGACUUUGAAAGGUUUGAAUGUGAAAAGCUCCGGGAAGGUAAAGCAUGCCAAAUGUGUGUGGUCAUGAAAUAAAUAUUAUGGCUUCUUUGCAAUUUUUUGCUCAAAUAUAGUGCACAAAAUAUUACAGACAAAUAAAGUCACAGCCUGGUCAGGUUAAAACGUAAAUAGUUUAUUAAAGGGGUUUUGAGGCAAGCUGGUGGACCACUGACUGAAAAGUUGAACAUUAGCACGAGCAGGCUGGGAGACAAGUUUAAACCAGCUAUAUCCAGCAAACCAGCUACUUUCCUAUUUCAAAUGCUAAUCUCUCCAUCACUGGAUUCUCCGGCUCAUUGAUUCCUAUUAAACAGAUGGAUGAUUCUGUGAUGUGCCGUGACCCAGAAAUUAAAACAUGCAAUCGCAAGAAGAAUUUAACAAUAGUACAUUACCCUUGAGCCGAAGCCCAUCUCCACCAGAAUAACUACAUACUAAUGAUUGUGUUCCAUCUGCUUAACGAAUUAAAACUGCACUCAUGUCACUUAAACCACCAUCAUCAACAUUAUCACCAUGAUCAUAUCAUCAUCAUCACAUUGUACCAUGAUUAAAUCAUAUCUGCAUAAACCUAAAAAAAUCGUGCGCACACUGUGCGUAUUCUCCUGUCCUUUCUGAAUGUUCCCUAUCUGUUCGCAUGCUGUGAGCCUGGUGAGAUCUUGUGUAAAAGCCAAGCCAGACUGUGCAAAAUCAACGCCCUUUAAUGUCAGACUGCAUGAUGCACAUCUUUCGAAUUCUGUCAUGUUUGACAGAGAUGACUUGGAGAUUGAUCAUGACACGUUCUGACAUACAGUACGGGUUGGCAUGAACAUUUUGAAAGGGUAAUGCACAAAUGCAAACUUCAAUGUUAGGAGUGUUUCACCUGAAAAAUGCACUGCAAAAAAAUGACUUUCUUACUUAGUAUUUUUGUCUUGUUUUCAAUAGAAAUAUCAAAAAAUUCUUAAAUUAAGAUGCUUUUUCUUGAUGAGCAAAAUGACCCAAGUAAAUAAGUCUAGUUUUAAGACAAAUAAUAUAC
This is a messenger RNA of Paramisgurnus dabryanus, 4335 nucleotides long. It is a transcript of the gene amigo3, whose product is annotated as adhesion molecule with Ig-like domain 3. Lineage: Eukaryota; Metazoa; Chordata; Actinopteri; Cypriniformes; Cobitidae. Gene Ontology annotation, biological process: brain development. Gene Ontology annotation, cellular component: membrane. Gene Ontology annotation, molecular function: protein binding. The record is from RefSeq and is a predicted model, not a curated record.